CGCGUAAGUCUGGAACUAGCAUUAAAUAAUGGCGCCUAAGAUGUUAUGAUGUCCGCAAUGUGAUGGAUUUUACACUCAUUCAGUUAUUUAGGAGCUCUAUGAAAGCACCACCGAUGCUCGAAUAAGUCGUAGCCAACAGCUUCUGACUUACAGAAAUUGUACAGAAAGGAAGAGAAACAAGAUGGCAUUGGAGAUCAAUCAUGUCUACAUCGGUGCCUGGGUUGCGUUGGUCGCGGGUCUUUCGCUAUCGACAUUCGGCCUUCUGUGGAGUUCUCUCUUUAUUCUUUACGCCUUAUUGUUUAUCUUAGGGUUCUUCCUGGUACUUGGGUACUGGGGCUAUACUCAAUCCACGGAGAGAAUGGCUCUGACUGAACAUGCCCACCUCUUAUCAUCUCGCCCUGGGCUUCAGACGAUCCUUGAAAAAGUUUGGGAGUCAAACAAGACUUCAUACAAAAUGGACAAGCGACUGACAGGCUCUAGUAUCAUAGAUGAACCCCUACAAGAGGUCUUGCAGUUUUUCUUUCGUGACUUUGUACAUGGCUGGUACUACCAAAUCAGCACUGAUGAGGGUUUUUUGUAUGAUCUGCGGCACACACUUCAAAGAGCUCUAAUUGCCUUUGCAAACAGAUCCAAGGACGUGGAGUGGGUUUCCUUCCUGACGACUCGUUUUGUUGAUGACAUCACAAAUCAUUUAAAGAUAUUCCGUAAAGCUCGUCAAAGGUUGGAAAAGCUUCAAAAGGAUGGGGAAGAAACUGUAGACAUUGAAAACCUGUUCUUCCAAAUAGAGGCUGAGAUGGAAAAUGACAUUUGUAGAGACAAAAUCUGCCUUGCAGACAAAAGGGAAAAAGAAUACCUCUGUGACAUCAGUGAAAUGCUGCUCUACUUACUAUUGCCCCCUGAGGAUUUCCACAACAAACCUUUUAGAUAUUUCUUCAGAGAGGUGAUUGCUACUUGUGUGCUGCUUCCUACUGCUCAACUUGUUUGUGAUCCAGAUUAUAUCAACCAAACUGUAGUGUGGCUGUGCAAGGAAUCUACAUUUACUAAAGAUGCAUUUCUAACAAUUAUAAGUGAGGGUUUAAGUUCUGGAGAUGACGUGCAAGCUGUGAAAAAUAAAGUUGAUGUUGAGAUUGCAAAGUUGCGAGCACAUGACUCAGAAACAUCAGGUGCUGCAGACGUGGCAGUCCGCCAGCAACUCAGCAGUUUGUUGUUUGUCAAGAAGCUCUGUCAUGCUAAGGAGCAUCAUCUAGAGUAUGAAGACUUGGUCUCAGACAACCCAGAGGGGCCAGACAAGCUAUUUGUACCAAGUCAGCCAGUGCCUGUCCUGCCGCUACACAUCUUGCUACAAGAUAACAUUGCUCUUUCAUACUUUAUAGAAUUCAUGAACAGUAUGAAUGGCCAAGUGUACUUAUAUUUUUGGUUAGCUGUUGAGAGUUUCAGAGUAACAGCAGAACAGCAGUUAUCAGUAAGCAUGGAAAGGCAACUCUCACAAGAUUCAUCAUCGUCAUUGCGUAAGUUACCCAUAGCAGCUGAUCUGGGUGACCUACGAACAGCUGCCAAGAGUAUAUUUGAUCAAUACUUAUCUGAGCAGGCUGAUGCCAAGGUGGAUCUGCCAAAAGACAUGGUCAAGAAGACCUGGAAGAAAGUUAGCCAGGAAGAACCAUGUCCUGACUGCUUUGAUGAGGCCCAGAAAUGGGUGUUUGAGAUCCUUGGCCAAGACCAGUUCUACACUAGCUUCCUCAACAGUCAAACAUAUAUGAGAUGCCUGAUUGAACUUGAUGUAUUGAAGGAGCGAUCAGAGGAUGGUGAUGUUGAUACUGCCUCGAUUGUUGAUGACGCAGACCUGGACAUCUGUAGUGUAUCCAGCAGUGACAGGAUUUUCCCUGAUGAGCCAGUCCUUGGUGAAAAGCUAUGGAGUUCAGAUGAUGACCUGAGGCUCACAGCCAGCAUCAACCAGAUUGGUUUGUGCAAAGACAAUGGCAAGACAUAUGCAGUCUAUGCAAUUUCUGUAUUCCGUGCCACCCAGGAAGGGACCAAUUCCUGGACAAUCUACCGCCGUUACAGUGACUUUGACGACUUACACAUGCAUCUGAAGAACAAGUUUGGGCCUUUACCAAACCUGCUCCUUCCGGGAAAGAGAACAUUUCGCAACAUGGACAAAGACUUUCUUGAGAAGCGCAGGGCAGCGUUGGACUCAUACAUACAGACCUUGUUGUCCACUGACUUUUUGGAUAAAUACCCUGGAAUGUUUGAAGUGGUUGCUAAUUUCUUGGAGCAUGGGAAGUAUGCAAGAGAAAAGGGACAAUUUGCACGGAAGGUGGAUAAUAUGAAGCACUCAGUGCACAAUGUUUCCCAUGCCAUCAAGACAGUACCACUUGGCCUGUCAGGAGGAAUGCAGAAAAUAUUCACAAACAAGCAAACUGGGCGACAAGGCCUCAAGGAUGAUGCAGCUGAGUUCAGUGCAGAAAUCGACUUUGAGGAUGACGAUAACAUUGCUUUGCGUGUCCUCCUCCUUCUCAUGGAUGAAAUUUUUGACUUGAAAGACAGAAAUUUAUGGCUGCGGAGGCGAAUUAUUGUCCUUCUUCGACAGAUCAUAAAAACAACAUAUGGUGAUCGUAUCAACAGAAAAAUUGUGGAAUCAGUUAACUGGAUGACUUCAGCUGAGCAAAUUGCAGAGUAUGUGAAAAUGUUCAGAGAGUCGUUUUGGCCAGGAGGGGUUCUUGCUGAGUCAGCUCCGGAGAGAGCGAGUGACAUCAAACUGAGGACUAGGGUGGCAGCUAAGACCAAGAUGUACGGCUCAAUACCUGAUGAUUUGAAGAGGUUCUUGGGCACAGAAGUUACUUUAGAUGGGAUCUGUCGGGUCUUUGACACAUUUCAGUACACAAGUUUGAACAAGCGCUUGAUGUAUCUCCUUUGCGAAGGAAUGCUUGAACAGCUUUUCCCAGAUAACAAGUUCUCAGAAAUAUUUCGCAAGAUCCAUGCUAAAUCAACAUAGGCAAAUAAGCAUUUAGAAAGUGUUUUAAUUGUAAAACAUUAUAUUUGUACGAAUUUGUAAAUAAACCAACACUAUACAAG
Nematostella vectensis (starlet sea anemone) is the source of this 3072-nucleotide messenger RNA. Its product is annotated as sorting nexin-13. The transcript has 29 exons. Bases 182 to 2992 code for a protein of 936 amino acids. Lineage: Eukaryota; Metazoa; Cnidaria; Anthozoa; Actiniaria; Edwardsiidae. Gene Ontology annotation, molecular function: phosphatidylinositol binding. Gene Ontology annotation, cellular component: early endosome. The record is from RefSeq and is a predicted model, not a curated record.